AUGGCACAGAUCUACCGUCGGUUCCUGCACUGGGCAAAGGGUGUAUUCCAUUCUGGCACCGAUCAGAAUGAAAAUACGAUUGAAGGGGAGAUUCACUGGAGCAGAGCCAUUCGCCAUUAUAUGAUCCGUGUAGGAAUACGCCCCACGAGCUGCCGAGAGUCAGAGAAGCUGUGGCGCCUAGCCCUCAAUGAGAGCGGAGAUAAGCCUGACAGCCUGAAUGACGGCCCAUUGGCGCUAAGCAUCACACCCCCGGAUAUUGCUGUCAUACGUGGUCGGUUAGACGCUAUUCUCUUCUCAAGGCUGUCCGCUGCAAUAAAGGAAGAAAUCAACGCUCUCAAACACACCAGCUUAGGUGAUGCACCAGGUGCUGGCAACACUUUGUAUUUAGAUUGUCUGCUGAAGGUUUCUACGCCACAUAGCAUCAAGGGGGAACAUUUUAUUCCGGAGCAUGAUGUUGACAACAUCCUAUGGUAUGGUGACCGCGAUAAACUGGACACCAACCUAGUGAUUACUCGCAAGGAGAUUCCCUUGGAUUCUCAAGAUCGCUCGCCACUGCCGUCCAUGAUUUUGAUUCACCGCACUCGCGAAUUUGUCGGCCGCAAGAGUGAGAUUUUUGGUAUCUGUACCGAUAGCUAUCAGUGGAAUUUCAUGCACAUCAACAAGAAGCGCCAGGUAAGCGAGUCCCAUUCUUCGUAUAAACCAGACGUUCAUGCUUCCAGGUCUCCCGUUUAUCCCUGUACUGGUUGCAUGAUCAGCACCAAAUUGAAAAGCUGGUUCGCCACAUUAUCCGCCAGGCAGCUAUCCUUCAUCGAAAAGCAGUUGGAAGUUAGAGGUUCUUGA
Molecule: messenger RNA, 840 nt
Organism: Aspergillus oryzae RIB40
Lineage: Eukaryota; Fungi; Ascomycota; Eurotiomycetes; Eurotiales; Aspergillaceae
Exons: 3
Coding region: 1-840 (279 amino acids)
Source: RefSeq, a predicted model, not a curated record